Messenger RNA from Coregonus sp. 'balchen', 2608 nucleotides. Lineage: Eukaryota; Metazoa; Chordata; Actinopteri; Salmoniformes; Salmonidae. The record is from the annotation of a GenBank genome assembly.
AUGAGUACGAGACGGGGGGGUGCAGUUAUCCACCCCCUAAACCUGCACAUGAAGCGCUUCCUUGAAAAACUAGGUGAGACAUGUUAGCCUAUCAGAGAUACACUUGCUUGUUCCUGAAAGAGUGCUGUACACAUGCACAGAUGGACUAAUAUGACACCCAUCUCUAUUUCUCCCCUGUUUCUCUCAGGUCUUUCCCAUAGAUGGGAUGUCCCAUGGAAAGGAGCUUACCUUUGAAGAGAGUGACUGGUUUAUUGUGAACUUCCUGCGCCUGCUUCGGCAGUACAGGUUCAACUUCCUGCAGAUGUGGGUGGAAAGUGUUCUGGACAAGUUCAUGAGGUGAGACUUUAGAUUCUGCUACCUGUCUAUUUACAGCACAGCAGUCAAAACCUUUAUUAUGAAAUACAAAUGUUGUUAAUGAGAGAAGAGUGCUAAUUGUAGGUAUGUGAUGUUUUGAUUCUUGUUUUUCCAGAAUCUACCAGUACUAGCAGUUCAGCUACUCCUUCACAAGUGUGGAGAAGCUCCUGCUUGCAAUGGGUGGUGACAGUUUCCUCACACUAGCCAAUCAGAUGCUGGAGGAGGCCAUGUUGGGGGAGGGCUUUUCUCAGAGCUUCCUCAACAACGUCGUGGCACCUGUCACCCAUGUGAACUAUGGCCAAAGUGUCCGCAUCAGUGGUUUUGUAGGUAAGUUUUUAACAAAAUACUUUAGUGCGAUAAGUGGUUUCGAGUGGUCUUAUGUGGCCAUCCAAUCAAAUCUAUUUUGUCUUGAAAACUAGUGACGGGAAGUUCGGCUCUUUUUACUGACUCGGGUCCUUUCAAAUUGUUGAGUCAAAAGAACGAAUCGUUCGACUCAUUUUGUUCAUUUGAUUCAGUAUUGCCCAGAACACGCAGGACCCUCUACCUGUGAACUAAAAACUCGAAAUAAUCAUGAUACUACAAGCCUCAUUCACCAUAGCGGGGGCUUAUUGGAGCUAUCAUUUGUGACUGAGACGUAUAAAAGUGUGUUUCAAACAAUGUAGGCCUACAUUUGUGAUUACUAGGCAUACACAAACGAUAUUUCUUGAUGUCUUUGAAAUUAGGUCUAUAGGUGUGACAGCAACCGGACUAGAUUGUGAAUGACUCUUGGCGGAAUGGAAUUGCUUGACUGCCGCGAGGGAUUAGCACAAUAUCGUUCGCAGCAGCCCCCCAAACAAUGAUUUGUUCUCGAGUUCAAGCUUGUUGAGCAGAGAGGCAGGCUAUAUGUUUUGGUUCUACAAAGUUGUGUCCAUCAUAACGUUCAAUAAUAAAUUAAUUGCAGUCAUUCUUGCACCAUGCAAUCAAUUAUCAGUGUAUUUUUCUUCUCUAUGCUGCAUGCAGCAUGAUCAAUUUUCCUGUGCGCACUGAUAGACAAUUGGUGGUCGGAGCACGUCUCUGGAGCCACUGAGUCGGGGGAGCGCUUAUUAAUCCUGCUGUAUUCAUUGCAGCCAGCAGGUCAAACAAACAACUAAAAUGAACGAUGACUAUCGAGUCAGUAAAAAGAGUAGUUCAGAAAUAAGUAAUUGUUCACGAACUCACAUCACUUUUGAAAACAUAAGGGAACUGAACUAAUCCUUGUGAAAUGUGUGGUGUGAUGUGAUGUUGUCUCCAGGGGAGAUGUCUAUAGCAGGGGCAUACCCAUGCCUGUGGACGGAGGUAAUAUGAAGGUGUGCUCAGGACUGCUGUACCACAGCAAGGAAGAGCUCAUCCCAGCACGAGUCACUGCUAACUCUGUUAAGCUGCGACCAUCUAAAGCAGGUACACACUGUAUAUACAUAUAUAAAUGCCUGAAGUAACUAACAGCACAGUUCAUUGUAAAAUAAAUCUGCAAGUUGUCUAAAAUCUGUUCUGUAGAUGCUAAGGCUCUACUCAUUCUCUCUUUCUCCUGUUCACAGGUACCACAGCCAGUCUUUAAGAGGUGAACUAUGUUGGGGACUCUGGCUCCGCCCAUUACCUGUAUGACAAAGUGAUCGUGGCCACACUUCUCCACCAGGGAAAGUCUGACAUCACCUUUGCAGGCUUCUCCCCUCCUAUCCCCUCCCAGUACCCUGGGCGCUACCACCAGACUGUCAUCACCCUGGUCCACGGUCUCCUUAACGUGUCCUACCUGGGGACCUCUGAGAAGCCAUCUACCUUCAGUGUGUCAGACGUUCUCACCACAGACACCAAGGGCUCCAUCAUCAACAGCCUGAGCUCCAUUGACCCCGUGCACAUCCCACCAGGCUACUCACGCCCGCCAGUCAGCGAGAGCAAGGUGUGGAAGGUGUUCUCUCCUCAGCCUCUGUCCCAGUAGCAGCUCCAGGACCUGUUCCUAUCGGAGACGAAGUGACUGGUGUAUCCCACUCACAGUCCACCCCACCGCGGGACCCCUCCGUUCAUCCUCCAUGAACGCCUGUACUACCUGAAUGUUGUGGAGUGGGCAGCCAGCACCAUGGAUAUGAGCGCCAUCUCAGCUAGGAACUUGGCACUGUUUGCACACCACAGCUGGCACGCCCAGUCGGGCAGGAUCGACCAGGAGGACCUGCACACAUGUCUGAGGGGAGAGCUAAGAAGAGAGAGAGCGGGAGGGAGGAAUAGCAGAGGCGGAGAAGAGUGA